This is a messenger RNA of Marmota flaviventris (yellow-bellied marmot), 765 nucleotides long. The record is from RefSeq and is a predicted model, not a curated record. Lineage: Eukaryota; Metazoa; Chordata; Mammalia; Rodentia; Sciuridae.
AUGGGCUCUGACCCCCAAAUGCACAUAGAAGGGCCAGAAGAGGAUGGAGUGCGCAUGGUGUGCAAAGCCUCAGGAUGGUUCCCAAAGCCCCAGGUGCAGUGGAGAGACCUCAGUGGAAACAAGUUCCCAGCGCUUUCUGAGGCUCACACCCAAGACACUGAGGAGCUAUUUAGCGUGGAGGCCACUCUGGUGGUGAGAGACAGUUCUGUGGGGAAUGUGACCUGCUCUGUCCUCAACCCUGUCCUGGGCCAGGAGAAGGCCAUGGCUAUUUACAUCCCAGAGCCCUUCUUCCCUCAGGCUUCUCCCUGGGAGCCAGCAUUUGCUGUGAUCCUGACCAUGCUGGGGCUCCUACUCUUGGGGUCUGGGAUGGCUCUCGCUUCCCAUGGUAGUCCACUGGUUAGAAGGGGCAGUUCUUCACCAGAGGCUCAGCUCUGGCGAGUGUCUGCCCCACCAGGAAAGGUGUGGACCAGGCCUGCUAUGCCCCUGGGCCCCACAGAUGCUGGCGUGGGUGGAUCUGGGCCUCUGGACUUUAUCUCCCAUGGCAAAAUCCCUGCCAGGGUGGGGGUUUUCCUGGACUACAGUGAAGGGGAUGUCUCCUUCUAUAACUUGAUGGAUGGUUUUCAUAUUUUCUCUUUCCCUCCAGUUUCCUUCUGUGGAACUCUCUUUCCAUACUUCAUGUUUAUGUAUGGAGAUGUGUCCAUGACAAUUUGCUCCAUGGAGAGUCUGAGGGGCUCCCUAUACAGCUUGACAAUUCAUUUCCUUUAG